Messenger RNA from Cucurbita pepo subsp. pepo (vegetable marrow), 624 nucleotides. NCBI's taxonomy places the organism in Eukaryota, Viridiplantae, Streptophyta, Magnoliopsida, Cucurbitales, Cucurbitaceae. The record is from RefSeq and is a predicted model, not a curated record.
UGGAAAUUAUUUGGCCAUCGGAGUUUGGAUAGGGAAAGUGGAGAGAAAGAACGAAGAAGAAAGAACACAGAAAAGCUCAAAUCCCUAAUCCCUUUCUCAUCCAUGGCUUCCCUCUCCUUUAUCUCUCCUCCUUCUCUCUCCUCCUCCCGCCAUGUUUCCUCCAUAGCCAACCUUCUCCUCCGCUCCCCAAAAUCCAUAAAUCUCUCCGCCCAUUGCCGACCUCUCUCCGUCCAAGCCCGCUCCGUCUCCACUCUCACUCAAGACGACCUUAAAAAGCUCGCCGCCGACAAAGCCGUCGAGUAUGUCAAGAGCGGCAUGGUCCUCGGCCUCGGCACUGGUUCCACCGCCGCCUUCGUCGUCGCCAAGAUUGGCGAACUUCUCAAGAGUAAUCAAUUGAGAGACAUUGUUGGAAUCCCUACCUCGAAGCGGACGGAGGAGCAAGCUAGGUCAUUAGGAAUUCCUCUCUCUGUCUUGGACGACCAUCCGCAUCUCGAUUUGGCCAUCGAUGGCGCUGAUGAAGUCGAUCCAGAUCUGAAUCUCGUCAAAGGCCGCGGCGGCGCUCUCUUGCGUGAGAAAAUGGUGGAAGCCGCUUCCGAUAAGUUCGUCGUCGUCGUCGGACCCUAG